This is a messenger RNA of Rhinopithecus roxellana (golden snub-nosed monkey), 991 nucleotides long. Its product is annotated as translation initiation factor IF-2-like. NCBI's taxonomy places the organism in Eukaryota, Metazoa, Chordata, Mammalia, Primates, Cercopithecidae. Bases 1 to 717 code for a protein of 238 amino acids. The record is from RefSeq and is a predicted model, not a curated record. The transcript has 6 exons.
AUGGCUGAUGUCAAAACGCUUCGCUGGGGCAGCCCAGGGGCACGGCCGCUCCGGGGGUCCCCUUUCGUCUGGAGAAACACACAGGCCCACCAUCACCUGGCCGCGCCGUGCAGGCCUCUGCGCGGACCCCCGCUCCUGUCUCCACCUUCCCCAGGCCUGCGGGCACCAAACCUCUCCCUCCUCCUCCUCCCCCUCGCCUCAGCUCCUCCUCUCGGGCGGGGGCGGGUAACCGGGGGUGGAGUGGAGGCGGGCGGGGGACGCGGCCGCCCCGGCGCCCACGGGACGCGGGGCGGGCCGCGGGCCGCGGGCUGCAGGACGGCGGGCGCUGGGUUCGGCCUGGCUGGGCCAGCGGCUCCUAACACCGGACGGGCGGCUGCGGCGGCACUUCCGGGUUGGCCUUCUCCAUGUUGGUCUCGGGAACGUGAAGGGGCGGGGCCUCGAGGUCAGGGCUCAGCGCCUCCCUGGUUGCCGUGGCGACUGGAGGCACGCGACGCGGGCGCGAUGGCGGGGACUCUAGGCCCGGGAUUUGAUGCUGCUUGGGCCUGGCCCAGUGGCGGGUCCUGGGGACGUGGCAGAGGCCGGCAGAUGGAGAUUCAGAAACAUAAGGACAACAAGAAACUUUCCCAAGCUUUUUUCAACUGUGAAAACAUGCUGAGAUUGACUAGAGUUUUCAUCUCAUGGAAAAUUCAGAAUCAGAAUCAAAAACAGCUGAGGUAGUUACUCGGGUGCCUUCCUUCAACUUAUUCAAAAGAAUAUAGGAUGAACGACUCUCAGAAGGUGAUGGAUGGGAUAUUCUGAAAGUUGGAAGGCAGGCUUUGAGCCACAGAGAGCCACUGCAACAUUUGAAGAUUCUGGUGAUGAUGCUGACUGCCUGGCUACCUAAGAGGAAGAAAGGUUUGCCAACCCUUCUCUCAUGCUCACCGUCCAUCUUCCAUCACCUUUCCCCCUUUUAAUGCCCUUUCCCUGCUUUUUUUUAUCCAAUAAACCUUUA